Bipolaris victoriae FI3 is the source of this 372-nucleotide messenger RNA. RefSeq lists its product as hypothetical. NCBI's taxonomy places the organism in Eukaryota, Fungi, Ascomycota, Dothideomycetes, Pleosporales, Pleosporaceae. Bases 1 to 372 code for a protein of 123 amino acids. The record is from RefSeq and is a predicted model, not a curated record. The transcript has 3 exons.
AUGCCGAGAGACUGCAGCUUGCACAUUCCAGUUCUGUAUCUUCACUCCAUCGCGUUAUCUCCCUUCAACCUGGUUUCGGCCGCUUUCAUCCCAGCACCUCGUAAUAACCUCCAUGCCGAGCGACGGGAAGAAACUCUUGGACGACGGGCUAAUGCGAUGUUCUCGAGUCAGGUGUGCCAAACUUCCGAGAAACAUCUGGGUAUCAUCACCUUCCCCAAAGGUGCUCUUUCCCCUAUGGCGCUCACGGCUGGCGUUGCUCGUAAUACUGGCCAAGGCCGAAUUGCAGGCCGAACCCAGACGGACUUUGUGCCGGGCAGUCCAGCAAACGCGCUCCAGGUUGUUUUUCUGCUUGGCGAAACACCGUCCAGUUAG